This is a messenger RNA of Drosophila teissieri, 2982 nucleotides long. Its product is annotated as transcription factor SPT20 homolog. Gene Ontology annotation, biological process: intracellular signal transduction; positive regulation of apoptotic process. Gene Ontology annotation, molecular function: protein serine/threonine kinase activity. Bases 1 to 2982 code for a protein of 993 amino acids. NCBI's taxonomy places the organism in Eukaryota, Metazoa, Arthropoda, Insecta, Diptera, Drosophilidae. Gene Ontology annotation, cellular component: nucleus. The record is from RefSeq and is a predicted model, not a curated record. The transcript has 2 exons.
AUGAAUUUCUUUGGCGCCUUCAUUGCGCUCGCCAUCUGUGCGCUAUGCGGAUUAACCCAAGCGGAUAUAUCGCUCAAGUUGCGACAGCAGCAGCAACAGCAGCAGCAGCAGCAACAGCAGCAGCAACAGCAACUGCAGCAACAGCAACUGCAGCAGCAGCAACCGCAGCUGAUCACCAAGGAGCAGUACUACAAGACGGGCGGUGGCUUCCAGGAGAGUAACUACGCCAACUCCGGCUAUCAGAUCUUCGAGGUGCACAAUCACUUCGCCGCCAAGGGCCCCGCCUACCUGCCGCCCUCGGGUCAGAGUGCAAAUGCUCAUGCCCACGACGAUAGCUUGGACUUGAGCUUCCUCAACUUUGCCGAUGCCCCAGCUCCAGCUGCAGCUCCUGCUGCCACUCCAGUUGCCACUCCAGCUGCAGCUGCUCCUGCGCCAGCUGCUGCCUCGAUUCCCGUGCCCUUCCCUUCGAGCUACCAGCAUGAAUUCCAGCGCACAGCUCCGGCUUCAUCCCCGGUGGGUUACAGCGGUCAGGCCUAUCUGCCACCCACGGUUGCCGCACCCAUUGUCCAGCAGCAACAACAGCAGCAAGUGAUUCAGCAGCAACAGGAGUAUGUUCAGCAGCAGCAACAGCAAGUGGUGCAGCAGCAGCAACAGCAAGUGAUUCCGCAGCAGCAACAGCAAGUGGUGCAGCAACAGCAAGUGGUGCAGCAGCAGCAGCAGCAACAGCAGUACAGCCAACAGAACAACUACGAGGCACCAGCAUAUCUGCCACCCACUGCCGGAGAGGCAGUUGCCCAGCCAGUGGCCAACUACCAGGCCACGCCCAUCAGCUACCAGCAGCCACAGAAGGUCUUCCAAGGACCAACAUAUCUGCCACCACAGCAGCAGGAACAGCAGCAGCAGCAGGUGCAGGUGCAGCAAGUUCAAGAGGUGCAACAGCAACAGCAACAGCAGCAGUUGCAGCAGCAGCAAGUGCAGCAGAUUCAGUCCGUUCAGCAACAGCAGGAGGUUUCUGUGCAGACUCAGGGUCAGGAGUACCGUGCUCCUGGCUACCUUCCACCUGGCUACGAAUUCGCGUCUCCCGAUCAGUUGCCCGUGUCGCUCAGCCAGAGUGUCGCCACCGCGCAGAGUGUGUCGUCGGUGCAGAAUGUUGCCACCACACAGAGUGUUGCGUCCGUGCAGCAGGUGGCCGGCGAGUAUCGUGCUCCUGGCUAUCUGCCACCUGGCUACGAUGAGCCACGUCCCCAGGCACCAACCCAGAUCACCUACCAGCAGGCACAGCCGCAGCCACAGCAGCAACAGCAACAACAGCUGCAGCAGCCACAGCAGCAACUGCUGCAGCAGCAACCACAGCAGCAGCAGCAACAGGUGUACGCUGCUCCCACGGAAGCAACCGUUAGCAAUCCUGGUGCCCUGCCCGAUGGCUAUGACUUCGUUAAGCCCGAAAAUGCCGAGGCCGCCAUUGCCGAGCUGCACAGCCUGCAAACCCAAACCAAGUUGCUGAAGCAGCAGCAGGAGCAGCAGUUGCUCUUGCAGCAGCAGCAACAGCAGCAGCAGCAGCAGCAACAGCAACAGCAGCAGCAACAGCAGCAGCAACAGCAGCAGCAACAGCAGCAGCAACAGAUCGUGGUGCAGUCUCAGUUGCAGGUUGCCCAGCAACAGCAAAGCGCAGACAUCGUCUAUGGUCGUCCCAAGUCGCAGCAGCAGCAGCCUUUGGCUCCUCAAGGCACACUGGCCACAUCCACUGCCGCCGGCAGCUACCAGCAACAGUUUACGGCUCCUGGCUACCUGCCUCCCACUGGCACUGCCACUGCUUCAGCUCCAGCUCCAUCGCCAGUUGCCGUUUCCAUUCCAGCUCCUGCUCCAUUGGCUGCUCCUGCUCCAGUUCCUGCUCCUGCUCCCGCUCCAGUUCCCGCUCCAGCUCCUGUGGCCGUUGUCCAGGCGACCGCCACUUCCAGCAGUCACUCCUACCAGCAGCAAUACAGGGCUUCUGGCUAUCUGCCACCAGCAGUGGCUGCUCCUGCUCCCGUCCGAGUUGCUGCACCAGCUCCAGCUCCAAUCCGUGUUGCAGCUCCUGCGCCAGCUCCUGUUGCAGUUCGUGUUGCAGCUCCCGCUCCCGCUCCCGCUCCCGCGCCCGCUCCCAUCCACGUGAGUGGCCCCGCUCCCAUCGCCAUUUCACUGCCCGCUCCAGCGCCCACCCAGGUGACGCACAUCCACUCCCUGAGGAGCUACAUGAACACCGUGCAGCCCUUCGCCCGCUAUGCGCAGCCAGUCACCGUACGCCAGCAGCAGCAUCAUCAUGUCCAGCAGCAACAGCAGCAACAGCAGCAACAGGUCAUCGAGGUGGCUCCCAUGUACCGUGAGCAGUCGAAGCGUCCCCGUUUCUAUGCCCCUGCCUACGUGAGCAAUGCUGUGCCCCGCCAGCAGCCGCAGCAGCUGCAGCAGGCACAGCACCACCUGCACCACCACUACCACCGCGUGGUGCAGAGCCAGCAGAAGCUGCAGCCCACCCUGAACUUCAAGGCGCAGCAGUCGCUGCAGAAGUUCAUGCCCAAGGACGUGCAGGUGGCGGUAAAUGUGGCCAUGGCAGCCACGGCCCCCGUGGUGGCACCCGUCGCCCUGCGCGGCAGCUCCCGGGUGCGCACCGUGCAGAUAGUGAAGCCGCAUGCCACACGCACGUUCAAGGUGCUGGAGCAACUCGAUCAGGCUGGCGUGAAGACGAUCAAGAUCCUGGGCGCGAGCAAUGAGCAGCCGCAGGGACGUCAUCAGGUGGUCAGGGUGGUGACCCAGAAUGCGCACAGCGGUGCGGAGAGUCACGUGCAGACCGUCAAGAUCUACGACGACGUGCAGCAGCCACUGCGAUUGCUGCCACUGGCGCAGCCACAGAGUCACAACGCCUACUUGCCACCAGCUCGUCCCAGGGCGCGUAUCGUGCGGCAGGCGUCGAAGCCACUGCGUCUGCAUCCCGUGGCCAGUCUGUAG